Messenger RNA from Kockovaella imperatae, 1944 nucleotides. RefSeq lists its product as hypothetical. Gene Ontology annotation, cellular component: P-body. Bases 1 to 1944 code for a protein of 647 amino acids. Lineage: Eukaryota; Fungi; Basidiomycota; Tremellomycetes; Tremellales; Cuniculitremaceae. The record is from RefSeq and is a predicted model, not a curated record. Gene Ontology annotation, molecular function: protein binding; mRNA binding; translation repressor activity. The transcript has 5 exons. Gene Ontology annotation, biological process: nuclear-transcribed mRNA poly(A) tail shortening.
AUGGCAUCUCAAACGCUUCGACCGCAUCGAUCCCCCUCACCAGCUCCGGUCCCUUCCAUGCCAUCGGUGAACCAGAGCAACCCAGCCAAACUCACCCGCCAGAGUCUUGGACCUCCAUCCACUUCGACCGGUGCCGCUAAAGGCUUUACCGGUCUGGGAAUCACUUCGCCUUCCUUUGGUGCUCACCCUCGCCAUGUCUCUUCCAGUGUCGCACAGGGUACCUUGAACAGUGGUACGGGGAGAGAGUCGCUAUCUCCUCAUCCUGGUAUGACCGCAGGGAGAACCGUUUCGGGCAGCGCAACAAAUCUCGGCGGAAGACCGAGCUCGGAGUACAUCCCUUCUGGCAUGGGUAUCCGGGGCGAGGCAAAGACCCCAGAAGCUGAACAAAUCGACCAAUGGUUCAAGCAUCUCGCUAGCUGGGAGCAGACCCUUGAAGAGAUGGCAGCGGCAUCGACAGAUCAGAAUUUCACCGAGGAACUCGGUGCCAUUGAGCAAUGGUUCAGAGUCUUGUCCGAGGCAGAGCGAACCGCAGCGCUUUACUCACUUUUGCAGCACUCAACUCCCGUUCAGAUACGUUUUUUCCUCAGUGUACUUCAACACAUGGCGCAGUCUGACCCCAUGACGGCUCUCCUGUCGCCUACUCCCACCAACACGGCUACUAUACAGUCGAGACUGGACAGUCUUGGCCUCAAGUCGCCAAGCGCCGGGGGUGGAGCUGGUUUCCCCGGUUCACCGACUGUCGGACACUUCCUCGCUCCUGAAUCAGCGCUCGACUCGACGUCGGGCGCCAACAAGGCCAACAUGGCGUCCAGUCGAUCGCGUCAGAAUCGAAUCAGCGCACCGGGGACACUCCAGCCAAGUGAUAGAUGGCAGAGUAACCUCGAUCUGGUGACAGAGCGUGGAACAUCACCCGGAGUCGACUCGAACGCGUCUACUCGAUCCAAAUCGCCCGACUUGAGGCCAAAAUCCACCGAUUUUGCAGGCAAGGACGGUCGAUCACCUCGACUUUCUGGACUGGCCCAUCCGAAACCGGAGGCUGCGGCUGCAUCGCCUGUUCUCUCGCCAUUCCUCAACAACGCCUCAUGGGCCAGCAUGAGCAACACACCGCUCGUGCCCAUGUUCACCGACCCCAAGAUCGACCAGAUGGCAUCUGCACUGAAUCUGGCCAACUUGUCCUUGAACCAGAGUCGAGUGAACUUUGACGAUGCCCGCAAGUAUAGACGAGGAACGACUCGAAACGUUUCGGGACAAUACAACGACGACGGAGACCUCGUCCAGCCCCAAGGCCAACAACCUGGCCGCGCGACUUCGCCAUUGGUUGGACAAGGUGGAUGGGCAUCCGCAAGGUCACCUGUCCUCGAUCAAUUUGGACUUGGAAGUCUCGGACUCGGUGGUGAUCCCAGUGCAUUGUCUGGGCUUGGGGUGAAUCUCGCCUCAUUGGGAAUCAACAACGCAAAUGCCGCUCAGAUGCUGGCGUUGGCACAAGCCCAAGCUCAGUUCAGUCCUAUCCCAGGUGGAAACGGCUUCCCUGCGGCAUAUCCUGGACGUGGCAAUGUCCGUGGACCACCAGGGCGUCGCUCACCUCUAUUGGCUCAACGGAAUAGUCCCAAUCCAGACAAGUCCGCAGGCACAGGAGGUGGCGCCGGAGGCGGAGCCGGCGUGGCCGGUCCAGACGAUGUCGACAUGAAGGUGCUAGGUGAUAUCUCGGGCUGGUUGAGGAUCCUCAGAUUGCACAAAUACACGACCAACUUUGAGAAGUCCUCCUGGAAGGACAUGGUCAUGAUGACAGAUGCCGACCUGCAGAGCCACGGUGUGUCUGCCCAAGGAGCGAGAACAAAGUUCCUAAAAGUCUUUUACAAUGUCCGAGAGAAGGAGGGCAUCCCUCAUCCUCCUGGACAGGAAGAGUUUGCCCCUACGGCUGAGAAGAAGGACGUCAAGGUGUAG